Fimicolochytrium jonesii is the source of this 1291-nucleotide messenger RNA. RefSeq names its product methyltransferase TYW3-domain-containing protein. Gene Ontology annotation, cellular component: cytoplasm. The transcript is spliced from 2 exons. Bases 87 to 1049 code for a protein of 320 amino acids. Gene Ontology annotation, biological process: tRNA methylation. The record is from RefSeq and is a predicted model, not a curated record. NCBI's taxonomy places the organism in Eukaryota, Fungi, Chytridiomycota, Chytridiomycetes, Spizellomycetales, Powellomycetaceae. Gene Ontology annotation, molecular function: tRNA methyltransferase activity.
GAGUGCGCCACGUGACUCUUGAACCUUUAAAUUUGAUCGAGGUCCUCCAAAAGCCAGGCUGCAACCUGCAACAUUUAGGCUUCUCAAUGGCAUCCGCUGUGACAAGUGCAGCAAAAAUAGUCUCAAGACAGGGUCGUAGAGCAGGGAAGCCGCUAAUGAGAAUGGGGCUCAAGGAGGAAAGCUUUGACCAGCGGAAGAAAGAUAUCCUCGCGUAUACAAUAGACAAAUCGCCAAAAGGCAGCAUAGAUACGCCCGUUAUUCCUCUAUUGAACGUCAUAAAUGAGUGUACUGAUUUAGUAACGACCUCAAGCUGCUCUGGACGAGUUGCGGUCUAUGUCGAUGCUGCACCGGGAACAGCAGAGAAGGUUACGAAAGGCGGCACCUGGUUGAGUGUGACACAUGAUCCUUUACCAACGAUCAUCAGUUCUGAAGGGUCGGCUGAAGCGUCCGACAAGCUUUGGUCAAUGCUCUUCCCAAACCACAAGGAGGAGGAUUGCUCAUUGCGAUUCACGACGUCCACGCCACAUGACAUCAAUGUGCCCAUCAUUUACUUCAAGUUCGAACCAUUCAUAUUGCACGUACUUGCCCGAACACGAGAAGCUGCCGAUGCUCUACUGACCGUGGCAUUGGCGUGCGGCUUUGCGAACAGUGGCAUUCAGAAUCGGAUGGUACAAAUACGUGGGAGCCUGAAGAUUGACGCGGUUCUGGGCUGGUUGGACGUACCAGAAGCGGCUGGCAGCGACGAUCGGCCGAAUGCCAAUGGAACAGUCCAUCUGUUUGCGUCCAAGGCACAUGUGGAAUUCCUCAGUGUUUUAGCCAACGCAAAGUUCGCGAAGAACCAGCAGACAAUCGAUAAAUUCAAGGCAGGCAUCACUGCCGCUUUUUCGGAACCGGGAAUGGAGGCUUUAUCGACGGAUGCGAAGGCGACGAUUGAGACGAAGGAGGAAAGGAAGGAGCGGAAGCAACGAGAAGGUCUCGCAUUAGCGGCCAAAUUACGAGCCGAGAAAGUCGGGAAAUUUGGUAAUGGCUCGCCCGAUGAAGGCGAAUGAAAUCCAAUUGCGGAAUUCGCAGCAUAUUUCACCCGUACAUUAUGUAGAACCGAAUCGUCUAUAAUACAUAGAUGGCAGUGUAGAUCUAGGUACUUCAGAUUCAGUUGGAAGAGAGAGCGGGGUAUCAAGAGGACAGGCGUGACGUGAGCACAAUCGCGUGAGUCUUGCUUGCCCUCUUGCCGGAGCUGCCCUUUGUUUGUUUGCGUUCAAUUGUCAAGCGCCAAGCUUGCAGCCCUGUUCUG